UUGUUUGACGUUUUCAGUAAAAGGGAGUAAUAAGGUUUCUAAAAAAUGCUGCCUGUGUCUUCUGUUUGGCUCAUUUUAGUGGCUCGGUGUGCUGGGCGCUGUCCAGGGUGCUGAAGUCAGUCUGCUCAUCACAUGUCCUGCAGCGAACAUCUCAUUAAAGAGGCAACAACUCCUGCAGGAUCCUCCCCACUGAGGUGUUCUACAGUCUCUCCAUAGAGUAUUUCUGUCCACCAGGUUUGAUUUGGACUAAUCCUAAAUGUAAAAUGUCCCCUCACUGCUGCUGCUCCGAUAGCCCAGAAAAACCUCUUCUUUAGUUUCUCCGUGAUGACGAGCCCACCGCUUUAACACGAGCAGGCUGCGACGUCAGCGCCGUUUUUAAGACGUGUGGGCUGGCCGUCCAAUAGCCUGAUCAGGGCUUUACUCUGCCGCCCACGCACAGGACUUCCUUCUGGAGAGGACCAGCGUAGACUGGGGACAGCCAAGCCCGCAAAGACCUUCACCAAGAGUCUGCUGUUUCCGCUCUCACCUGCAGCAUCAGUCCAGAAUCGCAGUCAUGUCUGUGGCGGGGCUGAAGAAGCAAUUCCACAAAGCCACUCAGAGAGUGAGUGAAAAGGUUGGAGGAGCAGAAGGAACAAAGCUCGAUGAUGACUUCACUGAAAUGGAAAAGAGGGUGGACACCACCUCCCGAGCAGUGAUGGACGUCAUCACCAAGACCACCGAGUACCUGCAGCCAAACCCAGCCACCAGAGCCAAGAUGAGCAUGAUGAACUCCAUGUCACGCAUGCGAGGCCAGGAGAAGGGACCGGGCUACACACAGACUGAGGCCGUCCUGGGGGAGUCUAUGCAGAGGUUUGGCAGGGAGCUGGGAGAAGAUUCCAACUUUGGUCUUGCACUGAUCGAUGUGGGGGAUGCCAUGCGCGAGCUCAGUGAGGUGAAGGACGCUCUGGACAUGGAGGUGAAGCAGAAUUUCAUCGAUCCAAUGCAGAUCCUUCAUGAAAAAGACCUCAAGGAGAUCCAGCAUCACCUGAAGAAACUGGAGGGUCGCCGUCUGGACUUUGACUAUAAAAAGAAACGCCAGGGCAAAGUGACGGAAGAUGAGAUCAAACAGGCGCUGGAGAAGUUUGAUGACUCCAAGGAAAUUGCUGAGUUGUCCAUGUUCAACCUGCUGGAGAGCGAUAUUGAGCAGGUCAGCCAGCUGGCUGCUCUGGUUCACGCUCAGUUGGAGUAUCACAGCCGGUCUGCAGAAAUCCUCACACAGCUCUCCAGUAAAAUGGACGAACGGAUAAGAGAUGCCUCUGGCAAACCGAGAAAAGAGUUCGUCCCAAAACCACGCCCAUCUCUGGACUUCUCCAUCACUGAGACCCACAAUGGAGGCAUGCAUGGUGCCCGAUCUCCAGGUGCCAGGUCUCCAGCAAGGUCUCCAGCAAGAUCUCCAGCCAGGUCUCCAGCCCCUCUGGACCAGCCCUGCUGUCGCGCGCUGUACGAUUUUGACCCCGAGAACGAAGGGGAGCUAGGCUUCAAGGAAGGCGACAUCAUCACCCUGACCAAUAAGAUCGAUGACAACUGGUACGAAGGGAUGCUGCACGGCAACUCAGGCUUUUUCCCCAUCAACUACGUGGAUAUCCUCGUGCCAUUGCCCCACUAAGAAGUCGAGAAUACCAGCUGUGUCUGCAACACCGCCUGGCCUCCAGCUCCAGUUUUCCCACUAACCUGUUACUAAACUUCUUUCCUGCUAACCACAGUCAGUCCUCCUUAAGGGUCAAACCGCAGCAGCAUAGUUGUGAAUCAGACUGCAGAGCAAGUAUGCACCAUAAAGAGGGUAGCGAAGAUGAGGAAGAGGCAGCAUUGGUAUUACUGCUCCCCCCUCAGAAGUACCUUCAGGCUUCAGUUGUCGUUUUUGGCUUUCCUGUCCCGGCUUUUGUCUUGGCUUCAGUUGGCUGUGAGUCCUUCAUGAGUUUUUUAGGACAGCUUUGCAAAUCCACUCUUACUUUCAUUCUUUGUACAGGUGGUUUUCUGCACUAUCCUGCAAAAAAAGCAGAACAAACGUGUACUUUUUUUCCCUUAGAUCGUAGGUUGUGUUUCUCAGUCAUUAUCACAUUUAAAUACAAAUCAAUCUGGGUUGUUUUGUUUCAAACAUGCCUCUCUUUCGUGGUCGUUGUCUCUUGAGUUGUCAGCAUGCCUCGUUUUAACCCUAACCGAUCCAGUACGUUCUUACCAAUGGUUGAUGGUACAGCGUGGGAUUUGUACAGCUGAUGCUUGUCCUCUGGUGUUUCAUCAGAAAAAGGUGGUAGGACUUUACAUACAAAAUUGUGGGAAAACGUGAGACGUUACGUAAGAAAAAGUACAUGUUUUCAUUUUUCACUUCAUACUUUCUAAGCACUAAGAGAUCUUCUUAAUGUAUUGUGAAGCGUUUAACUGCCCAUUGGGGCAGCUGUUACUUCUGCGGCUGCAGGAUCUGCUACGUUUCCCUGCUGCUCACUUUAGUGUGCUAUAGUUUCACUGUAGAUUAAGAUGCUGGGACGAAAAAAAAAAACGCCAUUUAUUUCUGUUUUUUAGUCACCUAAAACUAAUGUAGCU
This is a messenger RNA of Oryzias melastigma (Indian medaka), 2577 nucleotides long. RefSeq names its product SH3 domain containing GRB2 like 2a, endophilin A1 (gene sh3gl2a). The transcript has 13 exons. Gene Ontology annotation, biological process: synaptic vesicle uncoating. The record is from RefSeq and is a predicted model, not a curated record. Bases 554 to 1645 code for a protein of 363 amino acids. Gene Ontology annotation, cellular component: presynapse; glutamatergic synapse; cytoplasm. Lineage: Eukaryota; Metazoa; Chordata; Actinopteri; Beloniformes; Adrianichthyidae. Gene Ontology annotation, molecular function: protein binding.